Molecule: messenger RNA, 1224 nt
Organism: Lasiodiplodia theobromae
Lineage: Eukaryota; Fungi; Ascomycota; Dothideomycetes; Botryosphaeriales; Botryosphaeriaceae
Product: Endo-xylogalacturonan hydrolase
Exons: 1
Coding region: 1-1224 (407 amino acids)
Biological process (GO): carbohydrate metabolic process
Molecular function (GO): polygalacturonase activity
Source: RefSeq, a predicted model, not a curated record
AUGUCCCUCGUUAAACUCCUUGUCUGCUUGACUACUGUCACUGCCAUCGCCACAGCGCUCCCCGCUCCUGCAGGCGACAAGCCCGCCAAUACCCUGGCGCCUCGCGCCGUCUGCACGCCCACUGCCGGUGGCUCAUCCUCAACCGACGAUGUUCCUGCCAUCAACUCAGCUCUUUCAACUUGCGGUCAAGGCGGCACCAUCGUGUUCCCGGCCGGAGUCACCUACUAUGCCAACAGCGUCCUCGACCUUUCGGCUUGCGCGGGCUGCGAUAUCCAGCUCGAGGGGCUGCUGAAGUUCUCCAGCUCAACCUCCUACUGGUCCGGCAAGACGGCCAUGAUCCUCCUCGAGAAGUCUUCCGGCGCCAAGAUCCGUAGCUUGACCGGCAGCGGCGUCAUUGACGGCAACGGCCAGAACGCAUGGGAUCUCUUCGCAUCCGACACCUCGUACAAGCGGCCGACACUGCUGUACAUUACUGGCGGGUCUGAUAUCGACGUCACCGGCCUCCGACAGAAGAACCCCCCGAACGUCUUCGUCUCCGUGAAAGGCGGCGCCGAGCGCGUUUCCUUUUCCCAUCUGAAGCUGGACGCAACCUCCAAGUCGGAUAAUCCGCCCAAGAACACCGACGGCUUCGAUAUCGGCGAAAGCACCAGCGUGACGCUUUACGACAUCGACGUGUCCAACGACGACGACUGCGUGGCGUUCAAGCCGGGGGCGAACUACGUGACCAUCGACCAGAUUACAUGCACCGGGUCGCACGGCAUCUCGGUGGGCUCGCUGGGCAAGUCGAAUGAUGAUUCCGUCAAGAACAUCUACGCAAGCAACGUGAAGAUGAUCGACAGCACCAAAGCGGCCGGCAUCAAGACUUACCCGAGCGGCGACAGCCACGGCUUGUCUACCGUCUCCAACGUCACUUUCACGGCCUUCACGGUGCAAAACUGCGAUUAUGCCUUCCAGGUACAGAGCUGCUACGGCGAGGACGCCGAAUACUGCGAGACGAAUCCUGGAAAUGCCCAAAUCAGCGACGUAGUAGUCAACGGAUUUUCCGGCGAGACCUCUGACAAGUACGAUCCGACAACGGCCAACAUCAACUGUGGGGCAAACGGUAGCUGCGGUAUUGCAAUCUCUGACUGGACUGUCAAGGCCCCGUCGGGAAAGAAUCAGGUUCUGUGCUCAAAUACCCCGAGCAAUUUGGGCGUUACGUGCACAUCAGGGGCUUCCGGGUGA